AUGGCUCCCUCGGAUACUGUCAGUAAGCAUGCGUUUGACAACUCUGGAAAUGGUCCUAUACGAGUUCCGGGUUUCAACAAUGUCAUGUUCGACGAAGAAUGUCAGCCCGGCGAAACCGCAUACUCCAACCCGGGGCAAAGCGGUCCCUUCAGCCAUGGCAUCAACGGCUGGUGUGCCCACAUCCUGACAGUCCGCGAACGAGCCAUGAUGCGUCUCAUGGACGCUAUCACGGACAAGCUGAAUUGGCAAGUCAAGAUCUUUGACGACGACAUCACCAGCAAGUGGUUCGCCGAGGCCAGCGCCAUCGACGAGCUCAUCAGCCAAAAGGCCUGGGACUGGUGUGUUGAAGAGCUCCGCGACAAGGCAGCCGCGUUUGAGGCCACUGGUGCGGUUCUGGUCUACGACACGGCCAGCCGAUGCGUCAAGGGCGACGACGUCAUCAGCCCCGAACUCACGGACGAGUUGAAAGCCGGGGUUGCGCCGCUGUUGAACGUCCCCGAGAAGCAAAAGGACUACCACCCUGGCUCAAACGACCAGGCCCGAUCGGUCAACGACGCGGCAUUUCCCGAGCUCUGGGAACGCGUGAAGGCCUACCUCUCGCAGCCAGACCGUGCGGACUUUGAGAGGGAUCCCGACGAGAUUGACGAAGAUGACUCGGACGAGGAAGUCAACUGGCCGGCAAAUCCAGAAACGGUGCCAGGCACUCUUCUCCUGGCGCGGCUGAAGGCGAUCGUCGAGGAUGACAGUCAUGCGAAUCGCAACGGAUACGAGUUCAAGUCAAUUAUCUCAGAGGCCCUCACGGCUAAGUGGAAACGCAUUCGCCACUUCCCUCACCCCGAGCCUGGCACGAGCACCACGUAUGAGCAGUGGAAGGAGGGCUCCAAAAAGCCAAUCAUCAACUCGAGCAACAUUGAGGUGACGACCACCGAUACGGAGGAGAACGAAUUCGCCAAGCAGAAACCUUACGAUGUCGCCAUUGAGAAGGAGUUCAGAGACAGAGGGCUGCAGGUCAUUGUCAAACUGUCUUCUAUCGAGCUUACCCCUGAAAAGCCCGACUACGCUGGCGGCAGCUGGCACGUCGAGGGCAUGAAGAAUGAGCACAUUGUAGCGACGGCCAUCUACUACUACGACGUCGAGAACGUUACCGAGUCGCGACUGUCGUUCCGCCAAGAGGUUGAGAGCGAAGAUAGCGCUAUGGACUUCUCCUAUGAGCAAGGCGAAUUUGAGGGCCUCGAGAAAAUCUUCGGCGUAGAAAACUUUGACUCGUCGGCGGCGAUCCAAGAGCUUGGCAGCGUCUCGACACGCCAGGGCCGCAUGCUCGUGUUCCCCAACACCCUGCAGCAUGCUGUUGGCUCUUUCGGGUUGGUGGACCGCACCAAGCCGGGGCAUCGCAGGUUCAUCGUGCUAUGGCUCGUGGAUCCCAACAACCGCAUCUGCUCGACAAGGAAUGUGCCGCCCCAGCAGCACGACUGGUGGGCCGAGAAGAGGCUUGCCGAGUACAACUUUAGGGGCCUCCCCCAGGAGAUUGUCAAUAUGGUUGGUGAGGAAGUUUCAGACUACCCGAUGAGUCUCAAGAGGGCAAAGGAGCUCCGUUUGGAUCUGAUGAAAGAAAGGACACGCAUGGUGGAAGCGGUUGAGAACCAAUUCGGUUCUUUCAAUCUCUGCGAGCAUUGA
Messenger RNA from Verticillium alfalfae VaMs.102, 1674 nucleotides. RefSeq lists its product as hypothetical. The transcript has 2 exons. The record is from RefSeq and is a predicted model, not a curated record. Bases 1 to 1674 code for a protein of 557 amino acids. Lineage: Eukaryota; Fungi; Ascomycota; Sordariomycetes; Glomerellales; Plectosphaerellaceae.